CCACCCACCCCAUCCUCCUCCUAUAAAUACACCCAUGCAUCACUCUUCAAAUCUCGUGUCGGCCCAAUUCUCUCUCUUUCUAUUUAACUUCAUUUCUAUAACCAGUUUUUCAGAUCUUUCCCAUCCCUCAAGGAAAAAUGGCAUCACACAUUGUUGGAUAUCCACGUAUGGGACCCAAGAGAGAGCUCAAGUUUGCGUUGGAAUCUUUCUGGGAUGGAAAGACUUCUGCUGAUGACUUGAAGAAAGUGGCUUCUGAUUUGAGGUCAUCAAUCUGGAAACAGAUGGCUGAUGCUGGUAUUAAAUAUAUACCCAGCAACACUUUCUCUUGUUAUGAUCAGGUUCUUGAUACCACUGCUAUGCUUGGUGCGGUUCCUCCGAGAUAUAAUUGGACUGGAGGUGAGAUCGGGUUUGAUGUGUAUUUCUCAAUGGCUAGAGGAAAUGCAUCUGUACCAGCCAUGGAGAUGACCAAGUGGUUUGACACCAACUAUCACUACAUUGUUCCUGAGUUGGGACCUGAAGUCAAGUUUUCAUAUGCUUCCCACAAAGCCGUGGAUGAAUACAAGGAAGCAAAGGCGCUUGGAGUUGAUACCGUGCCUGUCCUUGUUGGCCCUGUAUCUUACUUGCUGCUUUCGAAGCCUGCAAAGGGAGUGGAAAAAUCAUUUUCUCUUCUCUCUCUGUUGAACAAGAUUAUUCCAGUUUACAAGGAGGUAGUGGCAGAGCUAAAGGCAGCCGGUGCAUCAUGGAUUCAGUUUGAUGAACCCAUCCUUGUAAAAGAUCUCAACUCACACAAUCUGGAAGCAUUCACAGCUGCAUAUUCAGAACUAGAGUCAUCUCUCAGUGGAUUGAAUGUGCUUGUUGAGACAUACUUUGCUGAUGUUCCUUCUGAGGCAUUCAAAAUCCUCACUAGUUUAAAGGGUGUCACUGCUUUUGGCUUUGAUCUUGUUCGUGGGACACAGGUUCUUGAUCUGAUCAAGGGUGGUGGUUUCCCAAAAGGGAAAUACCUCUUUGCUGGUGUGGUUGAUGGUAGAAAUAUUUGGGCUAAUGAUCUUGCUGCAUCUCUUAAUGUCUUGGAGUCUCUUGAGGGAAUCGUAGGCAAAGAUAAACUUGUGGUUUCUACAUCGUGUUCACUUCUCCACACAGCUGUGGAUCUGAUCAAUGAGACUAAGCUGGAUGAAGAAUUGAAAUCAUGGUUGGCAUUUGCUGCUCAAAAGAUUGUAGAAGUUAAUGCUCUUGCUAAGGCAUUGUCUGGUCAUAAAGACGAGGCAUUCUUCUCUGCCAAUGCUGCUGCACUUGCAUCAAGGAAAUCUUCCCCAAGGGUGAAUAAUAAGGCUGUUCAGAAAGCUGCUGCUGCUUUGAAGGGUUCUGACCACAGACGUGUAACCAAUGUUAGUUCCAGAUUGGAUGCUCAACAAAAGAAGCUUAACCUGCCCAUCCUCCCAACAACAACCAUUGGCUCUUUCCCUCAAACUGUUGAACUCAGAAAAGUGAGGAGAGAGUACAAGGCUAACAAGAUUUCAGAGGAAGAAUACACCAAGGCUAUCAAGGAAGAGAUCAACAAAGUUGUCAAGCUUCAAGAAGAACUUGACAUUGAUGUUUUGGUUCACGGAGAGCCAGAGAGGAACGAUAUGGUUGAGUACUUUGGAGAACAGUUAUCUGGAUUUGCAUUCACAGUCAAUGGAUGGGUACAAUCUUAUGGAUCACGAUGUGUUAAGCCACCAGUCAUCUAUGGUGAUGUUAGCCGUCCCAAGCCAAUGACUGUUUUCUGGUCAACCGUUGCUCAAAGCAUGACUGCUCGUCCAAUGAAAGGAAUGCUUACUGGACCUGUUACUAUCCUCAACUGGUCUUUUGUUCGUAACGAUCAACCCAGAUUUGAGACUUGCUAUCAGAUUGCUUUGGCUAUUAAGGAUGAAGUUGAAGAUCUUGAGAAGGCAGGUAUUACUGUUAUCCAGAUUGAUGAAGCUGCUCUUAGGGAGGGUCUGCCUCUUAGGAAGUCAGAAGAAGCUUUCUACUUGGAUUGGGCUGUCCACUCUUUCAGAAUCACCAACUGCGGUGUUGAAGACACCACUCAGAUCCACACCCACAUGUGCUACUCAAACUUCAACGACAUUAUCCACUCGAUCAUCGACAUGGACGCAGACGUGAUCACCAUUGAGAACUCUCGAUCCGACGAGAAACUACUGUCUGUUUUCCGUGAAGGUGUGAAGUAUGGUGCUGGAAUUGGUCCCGGUGUUUACGAUAUCCAUUCUCCAAGAAUCCCAUCUUCAGAAGAAAUUGCAGAUAGGAUCAACAAGAUGCUUCAAGUUCUCGAGACCAACAUUUUGUGGGUCAACCCCGAUUGUGGUCUCAAGACUCGCAAGUAUCCCGAAGUCAAACCAGCUCUCGAAAACAUGGUUGAAGCUGCCAAGCUCAUCCGUACCCAACUCGCAAGUGCCAAGUGAUGAGAAGUCGAUAUUAUCUCAAUUGUGGUUUAUGAGAUCGAUGAUUCAAGCAUGAAUUUGAGUGUAUUAUGUCGUUUUAUGUUUUUGUUGGGCCACUUUUAGUUUAUUUUGGUGUUUCUUCACUUGUUCUAUCAUAUGCUUAGUUAAUGCAAUCAGUUUUUGAUUGCAUUCAAUAAUAAUGUUGCUUAUUCAUUUUGGUUA
Molecule: messenger RNA, 2639 nt
Organism: Impatiens glandulifera
Lineage: Eukaryota; Viridiplantae; Streptophyta; Magnoliopsida; Ericales; Balsaminaceae
Product: 5-methyltetrahydropteroyltriglutamate--homocysteine methyltransferase
Exons: 11
Coding region: 138-2438 (766 amino acids)
Molecular function (GO): zinc ion binding; 5-methyltetrahydropteroyltriglutamate-homocysteine S-methyltransferase activity
Source: RefSeq, a predicted model, not a curated record